This is a messenger RNA of Gastrolobium bilobum, 2041 nucleotides long. RefSeq lists its product as uncharacterized. The record is from RefSeq and is a predicted model, not a curated record. Gene Ontology annotation, molecular function: polyamine binding. Lineage: Eukaryota; Viridiplantae; Streptophyta; Magnoliopsida; Fabales; Fabaceae. Gene Ontology annotation, biological process: polyamine transport. The transcript has 7 exons. Gene Ontology annotation, cellular component: periplasmic space. The coding region runs from base 17 to 1696 and encodes 559 amino acids.
CUUCAGUCUCUCAAUAAUGGCUGUCUUGCUCCAAACACAUUACCCUUCAUCUCUGCAUUCACCGCGUUACCGUUAUAUCUGCCGAAACCCUAACCGUUACCGUUACUUUCCUAAAUUCCCCGCGACAACCACCAAAUUCCUAGUGCGAUACAAUGCCACAGUUGAAUUCUCCGGUGACCGGAAUCUGUCACACCGUUCGCAAGCAUCACCGACCACCUCCGUCGCCGACCAUCAGGCAUGUUCAGAAAUGGCGCCUCUCAAGUUGCCUCAGGCUUUUGUGCACCUCGCUUUCUCUGCGGUGCUGUUUCUUUGCUUUGGUGUUCGCGCGUGUUCGGCCUCUUCGCCGGCUCUAACAGCCGGUCCUUCCUCGGUUCAGGAGGAGCAAACUAUUCAAGAUGAUCAUGAUGGGAGAAAACAUGAUAAAAAGGAAAAUGUAGUAGAUAAGGAAUUAGAAGCAGCUUUUAAUACUUGGAAGUCUAAAACAUACGCACUGACUGUUCCUUUGAAAGUUGUUGCUUUACGUGGUUCUAUGCCUCCUUCAUGGAUCAAGGACUUCAUAAAUUCUCAGGGGAGGAGAAUGAAGUUUAACGUGAAGUAUUAUGCAGAUCUUGAGAGUAUCUUUUCUGACCUAUCGAUUCCCUUUACUAAAGGAAAUCUUGGGCCAGCAUCUGCUUUGGCUGCAGAUAUUGUUGGUAUUGGCGAUUCAUGGCUCAAAUUUGCCAUUACCAAAGCUAUAAUCGAGCCAAUACGAGAUGUAGAUCAGGAAUGGUUUAAAGGCUUAGAUGAGAAAUGGAAGGUAUACCUACGCAGGAACUGUGAGGGAGAAAUAGAUCCUAAUGGUGAGAUAUGGGCUGCUCCAUAUCGAUGGGGCUGCAUGGUAAUAGCAUACAAGACAAAUAAAUUUCAGAAGCACAAGUUGGCUCCUAUAGAGGACUGGGCAGAUCUGUGGCGAUCUGAUCUUGCAGGGAGAAUUUCAAUGGUUGAUUCUCCUAGAGAAGUUGUUGGUGCAGUUUUGAAAUAUAUGGGGGCUUCCUACAAUACAAAUGACAUCAAUUUGGAAGUUGAUGGUGGGAGAGAUGCUGUUAAACUUAAUUUGGAUUUGCUUGCGAAACAGGUUCGACUCUUUGAUAGUGUAAACUAUCUUAAAUCUUUUGGUGCUGGAGAUGUGUGGGUAGCUGUUGGAUGGAGUAGCGAUGUCAUUCCUGUUGCUAAACGCAUGUCUAAUGUUGCAGUUAUUGUUCCAAAGUCUGGAGCGAGUUUAUGGGCAGAUCUUUGGGCAAUUCCUGCUGCCUCUAGGAUUCAAACAAAUCGGAUUGGUGGGCGUGUAAGGGGAGCAUCCCCAUUAAUCCAUCAGUGGAUAGAGUUUUGUCUGCAAUCUGCUAGAGCACUGCCCUUCAAGCAAGAGGUGAUCCCAGGUGCCUCUCCCUCUCUUCUUCAAGGUCAUUCAGCCAAUGUGCCCGUGGAGUUAACCAAGGGUAGGCCAAAGUUAAAUACCAAUCUUGUUGAGGGAGCACCACCACCAGAAAUUGUAGAAAGGUGUGAGUUUCUGGAGCCAUUAUCUAAUUCCACACUUUCAGAUUACCGCUUGUUGCUUGCCUCUAUCCAGGAACCUGGCCAUGGAUUGAUACACAAAAUGCAUCAGUAUAUUUCAUCGAUGGUUAAAUUUUCUGGGUGGUUUAAGUCGAAACUGACUUGAAUAUAGAGUUAAUGGGCUGUGGAAAUACCUAUCAAGAAUCUGUGUUUUAAAUGUUUAGAAUGACCAGAAAGCUUCUAAAGUUUACUGAUGUAGAGUAACUCGUUGAGGUCUGUUUUCAAGACUACCUGGUUAAGAGGCUGUCGUCAAGCGGCAAUAAUGCUAGAGCUGCACGAGUUCACUACUAAUUCUGGCCUCUAUAUGGUUGAGAGCAACAUCAAAAAUUUCUGUAACAUUCAGCUGAAAAAAGUGAUUUAUGUAUAAGCAUAUCAAGAAUCUUCCUUGUUUAGGAGUACCUGAUCCGGUUGCAUUUUUAAUAGUAGAAACUGAUGCCUUUGAUAAAGGAUA